Messenger RNA from Mastomys coucha (southern multimammate mouse), 936 nucleotides. It is a transcript of the gene Arl3, whose product is annotated as ADP ribosylation factor like GTPase 3. The record is from RefSeq and is a predicted model, not a curated record. Gene Ontology annotation, molecular function: GTP binding; GTPase activity. The transcript has 6 exons. NCBI's taxonomy places the organism in Eukaryota, Metazoa, Chordata, Mammalia, Rodentia, Muridae. Gene Ontology annotation, biological process: cilium assembly. Gene Ontology annotation, cellular component: cytoplasm; microtubule cytoskeleton. Bases 161 to 709 code for a protein of 182 amino acids.
CGCACUUUCGGUAAAGAGGAGCAGAACCCCGCCCCAACCCGGUGCUCGGCUCCUCCGCUGUGCGUGCGAGGGACGUCAGGGGCGGCGCCGCAGCAGUUACCCCUGGUAACGGGGGAGGCAGGAGGAGGAGGCGGAGGAGGAGGAGGGACUCGGCUUGAGGAUGGGCUUGCUCUCUAUUUUGCGCAAAUUGAAAAGUGCACCAGACCAGGAGGUGCGGAUCCUCCUCCUGGGCUUGGACAACGCUGGCAAGACUACCCUGCUGAAGCAGCUUGCGUCUGAAGACAUCAGCCACAUCACACCUACACAGGGAUUUAACAUCAAAAGUGUACAAUCACAAGGUUUUAAACUGAAUGUAUGGGACAUUGGCGGACAGAGGAAAAUCAGACCAUACUGGAGAAGUUAUUUUGAAAAUACUGAUAUUCUUAUAUAUGUAAUUGACAGUGCAGACAGGAAAAGAUUUGAAGAGACGGGUCAGGAGCUAACGGAAUUACUGGAGGAAGAAAAGCUGAGUUGUGUGCCCGUGCUCAUCUUUGCUAACAAGCAGGAUCUGCUCACAGCAGCCCCAGCCUCUGAGAUUGCAGAAGGGCUGAACCUCCACACCAUCCGGGACCGUGUCUGGCAGAUCCAGUCCUGUUCAGCACUCACAGGCGAAGGCGUCCAGGAUGGCAUGAACUGGGUCUGCAAGAAUGUCAAUGCAAAGAAGAAAUAAAACGGAGGCGGAUGGCGGCGCGGGAGCCGGGAGCUGAAGUCCGCCUGGGAAACCCUGGGCUGCUGCUUCUGACCAAAUGCUUUGCCGUCCUUGCACAGCUGCAGCUGUGUGGCGGAGAGGGGACAGCAGCUUGAGAAAGAUCCCUAUCCCAGCAGUAGAUUUUAACUGAUCUCAGAGGUUCAGGAUCGUUUUUCAAAUAAAGGAAUUAUAUUAUUUCCUCUGCAUAA